Peronospora matthiolae is the source of this 2085-nucleotide messenger RNA. Lineage: Eukaryota; Oomycota; Peronosporomycetes; Peronosporales; Peronosporaceae. The record is from the annotation of a GenBank genome assembly.
AUGCUGCUCCGCGGACGCCGACUUCAUCUGCGUAGUGGGCGGCGACUCGCGGGCGGGUUUUACUCGCGCUCCACAUUCUCGCUCCAGCCCUCGUUUCUUGGCUACAAUCGCACUGCGUCGGUUGUGCUCCCAGUACCGAGGUACAGUGCAGUGAGCUUUUCAUCGUCGGCGCUGGACGAGCAACAGGACAAGACAAAGACGUCAUCGAAACUUGCACCGCUUGGUCUGUCAAGUGGUACAGGACUGAUUCGACCUCCUGAUACGGCGAAGGAGAUCCUUAGCUUUCUGAUGGAUCAUUUGUGGCCCAAAGACGACUCCAAGGAAGCCAAGGAGAUCAAGCAAAAGGUGCUCAUCUCAGCCGGUCUUGUGGUGGCGUCCAAAGCCUUAACGAUCCAAGUGCCUUUCAUCUUCAAACAAUUGGUGGAUGGCAUGGGAACUCUCUCUACUGCUCUUGCUGGAUCCCCCGAGGUGGCGGUGCCGCUGGCCAUGGUCCUCGGCUACGGGGUCGCCAAAUUCAGUGCCAGUGCGUCCUCUGAACUGGCUAAUGCCGUGUUCGCGACAGUGGCUCAGAAGACCAUUCGGACGGUUGCUGUGCGAGUAUUCAACCACUUGCACAACAUGGAUCUUAAGUUUCACUUGGAUCGCCAAACGGGUGCGCUAUCCCGCAUUAUUGACCGUGGAUCACGAUCAAUUGAUUUUGUGCUGCGUGCCAUGGCGUUCCGUGUGGUGCCAACGGUGCUGGAAAUCGGACUAGUGAGCGUCAUCAUGGCUACAAGUUUUGGGAUGCCGUAUGCGGGGGUGACGCUGGGUACACUUACUGCGUACACAACGUAUACAGUGCUAGUCACGCAGUGGCGUGAUGAGAUCCGUCGUGAGAUGAAUCGUCUAGAGAACGAAGCUGGUGCGAAAGUCAUUGAUUCGUUGAUGAAUUACGAGACGGUCAAGUAUUUCAACAACGAAGCGCACGAGAUCGAGCGCUACGAUGACUCGCUGAAGGGGUAUCAGAAAGCGGCACUCAAGACCCAGACUUCGUUGGCGAUGCUAAACGCUGGACAGAACGGGAUCUUCGGCGUCGGCCUCACUGCCAUUAUGUACAUGGCGUGUGAAGGAAUUGCUGCUGGCACGCUCACUGUCGGUGAUUUGGUGCUUGUAAAUGGGUUAUUGUUCCAGCUGUCCAUCCCUCUGAAUUUCAUUGGCAGCAUUUACCGUGAAGUGCGGCAAUCGGUCACGGACAUGGAGUCCAUGUUCAGAUUGGGUGCAGAAACACCGGUCAUUACGAACUCGGACGUGAAUCUGAGCUUGAUUGGCAAAGAGCCUAAAUCGAUUGAGUUUCGCGAUGUGAACUUUGGAUACCGCGCGGAGCUUCCAAUUUUACGGAAUACAUCGUUUAAAGUCGAUGCUGGCAAACGCGUCGCCAUCGUCGGCACGAGUGGAUCGGGCAAGUCUACGGUCCUCCGGUUGCUGUAUCGCUUUUACGACCCUCAAAAUGGUACGAUUCUUAUCGAUGGGAAAGACAUUCGCCAGUUAAACCUCGACGAGCUCCGCCAGGCGAUCGCCAUCGUCCCGCAAGACACGGUGUUGUUCAACGACACGAUCUUUUACAACAUCAACUAUGGUCGCCUGGAUGCGACUCGCGAGGAGGUGAUGCAAGCUGCCCGUGUUUCUCAGAUCCACCGCUCGAUCGAGACGUUCCCGGAGGGAUACAAUACGCGCGUGGGUGAGCGUGGACUGAAGCUUUCUGGAGGCGAGAAGCAGCGGGUAUCGAUCGCACGCGCAAUGCUGAAGGACGCCCCGAUUUUACUGUUUGAUGAAGCGACUAGCGCGCUGGACUCCGAGACCGAGUCGGAGAUUGUCCGUGAGUUUGCAUCGAUAGGAACAAACCGCACGUCGCUGAUCAUUGCUCAUCGGCUGUCGACGAUCCAAGACGUGGACGAGAUCAUUGUGUUUGACAAAGGACGCGUGGUCCAGCAAGGUCCGCACGAAGAGUUGCUGCGUGAUGUGGAAGGCCGGUAUGCUGAAAUGUGGGCACGUCAGAACCACCACGUCCUGGGUCUGGUCGAACCCGAUGAGAGUGGCUGGGUGUAG